CAGAUAUGGCAUACAUGGAGUGUUUGGGUAACUUCUUUUUUAGGACCUUCGGUGCCAGCCUCGUCACUGUCACCGAUCUUUCGCUUCGAUCGUACCAAAACGAUAUCUGUUGCGACCCGUGCGGUGCGGUGCUUUCGGUCCGCCGGUCGGACCUCGACCUGUGCCAGCACUCUCGCAUGACCUCUGCAGUCAUUGGCUGUCAGCGCAAGAGGCAUAGCCGGCUUUGUCAUCAAUCGAAGCAUCGCUGCAUCGAAUCAACAUGUUCCGUCUUGCUGUUCUUGGUGCAUUGGGAGGCGCCUCAGCGUCGGGUAUGUGCGGACCCAAAGAGCCUCCACUUCCUGGCAUCAUGGGUGGCAAGGACAAGCCGAAGAUCAUCCUUGGCCAGGACAUCGACUGGCCACCUUAUGCCUAUUUGGGCGUUCCACCCGAGAGUGACUUCGACGUCGCAGGGAUCGGUCACGACAUCGCACACGGUUUGAAGGAGGUUUGUGACAUUGACAUCAUCACUGCAGAGAUGCGCUGGGGGGACUGCUGGGACAAUGGCGCCAUCGGCGCCGGUCUGGCGGCCGGCGAGGUCCACGGCUGCAUGACUUACACCCACACCCACGGCGCUCGUACACGUUGGAUGGAGUUCUCCGAUGGCAUUUUGUCCAACAACAAGCCCGCAGGCCUUAUUGUUCGCCUGGAUGCCAAUGGCAACCCGAUGUAUAACGGUGCCAGUGACCUGAACGGACUCAAAGUGGUGGACGUGGUGGGCUGGGCCCCAACAGCGGACACCCUGGCCUUGGUGGAGAACAAGUGCACCAAGAGCCGCUUCACCGGCUUCACCAUUGUCAAUCCCACCGUGAGCACAGGGAACGCCAACCAAGACGCCCUGACGACACUGAUGAACGGCGAUGCAGAUGCGAUGUGGGUCUAUGCCGAUCAGGCCAAGAACUACCAGUGCACCGACGGCAUGACACCCAAUUGGGAUUGCACCAUGUGGGCCGGCUUCGGCACCACCUUCGCCUACAUCCAGACAGGUCUCUUUGGCCAUGCGAAGGGAGGCACCACUUUGGCCAUGUCUAAGAAAGGCUCUGGGCUGGCCUCCAUCUUGAACCCCUGCAUUGCGUUGUUCAAAGAGACCAAGUCUUACUAUGACAUUUGCGUGAAGCACGACAUGGUCGCCAGUUGCUUCCAGAACUCCCACUUCCCUGCCGGCGACAAUACAACCUUGGUCUAUGAGACGCCCACGGAUCAGCUGACCACUACAUGUGCUCAGGGAUACUGCCCCUGCCCGGCGGUCUGAGUUUCACAGACACCACACGACACUGCUGAAUCCAUUCCGGAUGGGGGUUCCCAGAAUGCCGCACCCAGCUUGCCGCACCAGCGCGCUUAUGUGACACAACCAGAAUGCCGCACGUUAGCAUACGCUCGCACCGCAUGGUGGAC
This is a messenger RNA of Durusdinium trenchii, 1431 nucleotides long. NCBI's taxonomy places the organism in Eukaryota, Dinophyceae, Suessiales, Symbiodiniaceae. The record is from the annotation of a GenBank genome assembly.